Messenger RNA from Mesitornis unicolor (brown roatelo), 1539 nucleotides. Its product is annotated as bifunctional heparan sulfate N-deacetylase/N-sulfotransferase 4-like. Gene Ontology annotation, molecular function: deacetylase activity; heparan sulfate N-sulfotransferase activity. The record is from RefSeq and is a predicted model, not a curated record. The annotation marks the transcript as partial. Gene Ontology annotation, cellular component: Golgi apparatus. Lineage: Eukaryota; Metazoa; Chordata; Aves; Mesitornithiformes; Mesitornithidae. The transcript has 5 exons.
AUGAACCUAACCGUGAAGCUUCGCAGAAGUUUCAGAACGUUGGUAAUUCUCCUGGCAACCUUCUGCUUAGCAAGCAUCAUCAUUUCUGCCUAUUACCUCUACACUGGCUACAAGCAGGAAAUGGCACUUGUGGAAACCACCAGAGAAGCAGAAUGUGAAGAUCUCAAGCUUCUACCAUACAGGUCCAUAGAGCUGAAAACAGCCAAGCCAAUUGAUCCAUCUAAAACUGAUCCCACUGUCCUCCUGUUUGUGGAAAGCCAGUACUCCCAGCUGGGGCAAGAUAUCAUAGCCAUUCUUGAGUCCAGCAGAUUUCAAUACCACAUGGUCAUCGCACCAGCCAAAGGGGACAUCCCCCCUCUCACGGACAAUGGAAGAGGAAAAUACACAAUUGUUAUAUAUGAGAAUAUUUUGAAGUAUGUAUCCAUGGACUCAUGGAAUAGAGAGCUUCUGGAAAAAUACUGUGUGGAAUACAGUGUUAGCAUAAUUGGUUUUCAUAAAGCCAAUGAGAACAGCUCCCCAAGUACAAUACUGAAAGGAUUACCAUUACAUCUGUACAAUAAUGUAGCCCUCAAAGACUGUGUGGUAAACCCUCAGUCUCCACUGCUGCACAUUACCAAAGCACCAAGGAUUGAGGAAGGUCCACUGCCUGGUGAAGACUGGACAGUUUUCCAGUUUAACCAUUCCACCUACCAACCUGUGCUUUUAACUGAACUGCAGACCUCCAGACCAACCCCUGUAGCAUUGCCAAAGGCUGCUCUGUAUGCAACAGUCAUCCAAGACUUGGGGCUUCAUGAUGGGAUACAAAGAGUCCUUUUUGGAAACAACCUGACCUUCUGGUUGCACAAACUGAUCUUUAUUGAUGCCAUCUCUUUCCUGUCAGGGAAGAAGCUCACAUUGUCCUUGGAUAGGUACAUUCUGGUUGACAUAGAUGACAUAUUUGUUGGGAAGGAGGGAACGAGGAUGAACAUCAAUGAUGUGAAGGCAUUACUAGAGACUCAAAAUUUACUGCGCACUCAGGUUGCAAAUUUUACCUUCAACCUUGGAUUUUCAGGAAAAUUUUACCACACAGGAACUGCAGAGGAAGAUGAAGGUGAUGACCUGCUGUUGAGAUCUGUGGAUGAGUUUUGGUGGUUUCCCCAUAUGUGGAGUCACAUGCAGCCUCACCUUUUCCACAAUGAGUCGUCACUGGUGGAGCAGAUGAUCCUCAACAAAGAGUUUGCAAUAGAGCAUGGAAUACCAACUGACAUGGGGUACGCAGUGGCUCCGCACCACUCUGGAGUCUACCCGGUUCACAUCCAGCUGUAUGAGGCCUGGAAGAAGGUCUGGCACAUCCGAGUGACCAGCACAGAAGAAUACCCACACUUGAAGCCUGCACGGUACAGACGGGGCUUCAUCCACAAUGGCAUCAUGGUGCUCCCUCGACAGACCUGUGGCCUUUUCACUCAUACUAUUUUUUACAAGGAAUAUCCUGGGGGUCCUCAGGAGCUGGACAAAAGUAUCCGGGGAGGUGAACUCUUCUUCACCAUUCUCCUGAAUCCU